UUAGCCAUUAAAAAUGGCAGCUAAGUUUAGGGUCAAAUAGCAGCCCAACAAACGUGCGAAGUCCUUUUUAUUUUUGAUAAUUGUAUUUGCAUAGUUUUCAGUAAAAAUAAGUUGUAAUUUAACAAAACUAUGGCUCAGCAAUUAAAAGAUUUCGCUAGCCGAUUUUCUAAGGUUCCCGGUGGUGGAGGAGGCGGUGGAAUAGCUACCGGAAUAAAACUCUUAAUUGCCGCUGGCGGUCUUGCUUAUGGAGUUACACAAUCAGUGUAUACCGUUGAUGGUGGUCACAGAUCAAUCAUAUUUAGUCGUAUUGGAGGAGUGAAAGAUGACAUUUACAGUGAGGGAUUACAUUUCAGAAUUCCUUGGUUUCAUUACCCUAUCAUCUAUGACAUUAGAGCUAAGCCUCGAAAGAUAUCCUCUCCAACUGGUAGCAAAGAUCUUCAAAUGGUGAAUAUAUCUUUGAGAGUUUUAGCAAGACCUGAUGCCAAGAAUCUUCCUCACAUAUAUAGGAUGUUGGGAACUGAUUACGAUGAAAGAGUUUUGCCCUCUAUUUGCAAUGAAGUCCUGAAAAGUGUUGUUGCCAAGUUUAAUGCCUCACAACUAAUAACACAACGUCAGCAGGUUUCCCUUCUUGUAAGGAAAGAACUCAUUGAGCGUGCUCGAGAUUUCAGCCUUAUUCUUGAUGAUGUAUCUAUAACAGAAUUAAGUUUUGGAAAAGAAUAUACUGCUGCUGUUGAAGCUAAACAAGUUGCCCAACAAGAAGCUCAGAGGGCUGCCUUUGUUGUGGAACAAGCUAAGCAGGAAAGACAACAAAAGAUUGUUCAAGCUGAGGGUGAAGCUCAAGUUGCAAAAAUGUUGGGUGAUGCUAUUUCUAAAAAUCCUGGAUACUUGAAACUGCGAAAAAUUAGAGCCGCUCAGAAUAUUGCUAGAACUAUUGCUAAUGCCCAAAAUAGAGUUUACAUCAACGCUAACGCCUUGAUGUUGAACAUAGCUGAUAAAGAUUUUGAUUUAUUAGAUAAAGAUAUUAAAUCAAAAUAGAAGAACAUUUUCAAAUUCAUCUGCCUUAUCUGAAUACUAAUUCAUAGAAAGCAUAUUUGUGAGAGUAAUGCAUAUGUAUGAAGUUCUAAAUAAAUAUUCACUUUGUUGAUUUA
This is a messenger RNA of Uloborus diversus, 1148 nucleotides long. It is a transcript of the gene Phb2, whose product is annotated as prohibitin-2-like. The transcript has 8 exons. Bases 130 to 1035 code for a protein of 301 amino acids. Gene Ontology annotation, cellular component: mitochondrion; membrane. Gene Ontology annotation, biological process: mitochondrion organization. The record is from RefSeq and is a predicted model, not a curated record. Lineage: Eukaryota; Metazoa; Arthropoda; Arachnida; Araneae; Uloboridae.